This is a messenger RNA of Plasmodium fragile, 1845 nucleotides long. RefSeq lists its product as uncharacterized. Lineage: Eukaryota; Apicomplexa; Aconoidasida; Haemosporida; Plasmodiidae. Gene Ontology annotation, molecular function: protein binding. The record is from RefSeq and is a predicted model, not a curated record. The transcript has 12 exons. Bases 1 to 1845 code for a protein of 614 amino acids.
AUGGAAAACGAAGAAUACAAUGCAACAUCCCUAGUAGAAACAACAGUAGAUAACAAAGAAGAAAGCAUUGAUAAUGACGAUAAUGUGAAAACUGAAAAAAUUAAAAAAAUACACGAGGACAAUUCAAGUUUAGAAUCAAGUCUAGAAUCUGACAGUGAUAAUUCAGAAAAAUUUGAAAAGUUACUAAAAAAUGCUAAAGUAGUUAAUAUUUCGAGGGAAAGAAGCUCAAGAAGUCAUCAUAUUGAUGAAAAACAUUUUCCUAUGGCCCUGUCUUUCAUUUAUAACUUCAUGCUUGAACAUGAAUUUAUAGAAUCGCUUGAAGUCUUUGAGAAAGAAUACAUUAAAAAAUUUGGUGAUGACAUCAACAGGUUGAGAAAAGCGAAAUACGAAAACAUAUUUACACAGAAUGAGCUUUUAAGAAAUGAUUUUUUGAACCAUGAAAAAUUAACAAAAGAAGUUCAAAAUUCUUUGGAAGACGCAAAUAAAAAAAUUCAGAAGACAAUAAAAGAAAGAGAUUACUACUUAAUGCACCAUAAACGAGUUCUACAGGAAAAGGAAACUCUAAAUAAGGAAAUACAAAAACAAAAAAAGGAAAUAGACAGAAUUCAAAAUUCUGUAGAUGAAAUAAAAGCCAAAUACGAAUCUCUGCUUAAAGAAAAAAUGUUAGUUACUCUGGAAAAAGAAAAACGGGACACGAAAAUCGAAGGAUUAAAUAAAUAUAUAGAGAAGCUGAAAGAUUUGCUAGGAAAUGACAAAUUAGACAAGUCAAUAACUAAUAUUUCGUCCAUAAAUGAGAAGAAAACAAAUACGUUGCAGACAGAUGUGUCAAAACAGGAUAAAAACGAUUUAGCGAAACUAACUUCCAAAAGAGAAGACACCCCUUGGCCUAACAAUGAAAGUUGUCCUUGUGAACCUAGCGAAAAUGAUGAUAACGAAAGUCCACAUUUAUGUGUUUCCUUAUUAAAGAUUACAAAAUAUUUUAAUGCUCAUGAUAAUGCAGUGUUAGGUCUUUCAUACAACGACAAAGUACAUAUGUUAGCAACCGGAGGAGAUGAUGGAAAAUGGAAGACAUGGAGCGUAACUAAUUAUGAAUUAGUCAUGGCUUCACAAGCUCACAAAAAAUGGAUAGGCGAUAUUUGCUUUAAUAAGGACGGAAAUAUCUUGUGUACUUCUGGUGGAGAUUCAAAAAUAAAAUUGUGGGAUAUGAUUAAGGAAAAAUGCGUUCACACUUUUAAAAAUUCAACUGGACCCGUGUGGAGUCUGUCGUUCCAUUACGAAGGAAACUUUUUUGCUUCCGCAUCCAUGGAUCAGACGAUUAGAAUAUUCGACAUAAAUAGCUUAAGGCAAAGGCAAAUUUUAAGGGGGCACGUAGACAGUGUAAAUUCUAUAAGCUUUCACCCAACUUAUAGAACCCUCGUCAGUGCGUCUGUUGAUAAAACGGUAUCGAUUUGGGAUAUGCGAAGUGGCCUCUGCGAAAACACCUUCUAUGGACAUAAUUUCCCGUGCAACUAUGCUAAUUUCAACGCAGAUGCAACUUGGGUAUAUUCUUGUGACUCUGGUGGCGUUGUUAAAAUUUGGGACAUCCGAGCCAACAGAUGCUUCAUAAACAUAGACGCAGGACCAUCAAGUGCAAACAAAUGCCCAAUGGACAAGCAUAACAAAUACUUGUUUAUAGCCUCAGAAGACCACACGAUAAAAAUAUUUGACGUUUUAGAAAAGAAGUUUGUUCGGGCGUUAAAGCAUGAAUUCGCAAUAAAGAAUGUUAUACUAGAACAGGACAAAUUGUUCUGUUCCUUGUCUAACGGAGAUGUAUGUACUUGGGAACAAGGGGAGGGUAAAUUAUGA